AUGCCGCCAGGAAAUCGGCCAAAAGAGAUCCACACCAAACACCUCACCGAGCGCGAGCGCUUCCGCGUCCGGACCCUCUACUACGACGCGUCCAUGACCAAGAAGCGCAUCGAGGAAGUAACCGGCUACUCCCUCAGCCAAAUCCGCACCGCCAUCCGCGCCAAGUCCUCCGCAAUCCCACCGCGUUCCGGCCGUCCCAAAAAAGCAGGAAAAGACUCCUCCGCAACCGACGACGCCGGCCCCUCCUCAGAGGGCUUCGCGUCGGAGGACUCGGCCCUAAUAGCGCCCCGGAGUAACAGUCCCCAGCCCGCCUCAUCUCUAGACCGGCUGCCGUCUGUGCUGCGGCGCUACAUCUGGCAGUUAGUCCUGACAUGUGCGCCCGCGACACAUCCGUUAUCCUGCGUAUGGUGGGUUGAGAAGCUGCCGCAGUACCCGUGGCUGGUGACCGGGGUAUUCCCGGAGCACUGGGAGACGCACUGGCGGGAGUACCUCGAGCGCCGGCAGCCCGCGGCGCGGCUGUUAUGCCAUUUAAACCGGGAGGCGCGGCAGGUUGUUCUCGACACUUUUGUGCCCGUGUGGUCCGAGGCCGGGCUCAGGAUGUUAGGGUCUACCGUCAAGUUCCUGUGGAUCGACCCGCGGCACGACAAGAUCUACUGCAAGGACGAUACUGCCGCUUUGCCGGAUUUAUUGGAUAAGUCUCGAGCUGCUGUGCUACCGGAUCUAAGCCAUUUGCCUACUGGCCCUGCUGAUAGUAAUAGUAAUGACGGCAGCGGUGGCAGUGUCCAAGGGUGA
Molecule: messenger RNA, 792 nt
Organism: Daldinia childiae
Lineage: Eukaryota; Fungi; Ascomycota; Sordariomycetes; Xylariales; Hypoxylaceae
Exons: 2
Coding region: 1-792 (263 amino acids)
Source: RefSeq, a predicted model, not a curated record